Microthlaspi erraticum is the source of this 1080-nucleotide messenger RNA. NCBI's taxonomy places the organism in Eukaryota, Viridiplantae, Streptophyta, Magnoliopsida, Brassicales, Brassicaceae. The record is from the annotation of a GenBank genome assembly.
AUGGGAAACUGUGCAAUCAAACCAAAGGUUCUCAAAGAUUCAGACGAGGAUCUGAUUCCGGUCGAGCGAGAGACGUCUGCUCACCCUGUUCAUAACAAGGAUACGGCGCCGGUGAAGAGCAGUAACAUUGCUCCUAACGCUGCGGAGGAAGUAGCUGCUGCCGUUGCGGCUGUUCGACGGAGCGAGAAAGGGAAAGACAUUCUGAUUGAAGAUGACGAGGAAGAUCACAGCAAACGCCAAUCUCUCAGUCUUCUGUUUCAUGAGGACAAGGGAAUAAAAAAGGAAAUAACCGGUUUAUCUCCGGCAAAACCAGAGAUGAAUAACAAAACCGGUGUUGUUUCUUCAGAGGUUUCAAAGCCUGAUACUUCUAACGUCAAAGCGCCAGAAAUCUUUGACGUUGAGACUCGAAAUGAUCUCGAAGUCAAGAUUCCAAAUGAUUCUCCAGUGAAGACUCCUGAAACACCUAAAGCUAAGGAAGCUGAAGACCAAGAAGUUGAUUUUUCUGAGAACUGGGAGGUUAAGUUUCCAGAGGAAUUAGAAGCCAAGAAAACAUCAGAAGUUGUCAAGGUUUCAGAAGAUUUGAAACAUCCACCAGUUUCAAUGCCAACUGUUCCUGAAUUGUCUGAGGUUAAGGUUACAAAAGAGUCAGAUGUUCCUAAGGACUUGGAGGAUAAGAAUGUUCCAGAAAGUCCUAAAGUUAAGACUGAUGAAGUUAAAGUCGCAGAGUCAGAGCUUCUAAAGGUUUCAGAGGUCAAAUCUCCAGAGGAUUUAGAGAUUAAAGUUCCAGAAGUUUUUGAAGUCAAGACUCCUGAAACUACUUCGAGUGUUAAUGUUACAGAUGACUCAAAGGUUAAGACUGAUGAAGGAGCAACGAAUGUUAAGAUUGUAGAAGAGACGGAGGCUUCAGAGUUUGUGGACGCUCCAGAGAAGAUUGAUAAACCUGAAGCUCAGGUUGACGAGAACAUCAAAGUGACAAAAGAUAAAGAAAUUGCGUUGCCUAACACAGAGGAAGGAGAAAAAGGUGCGUCUUCGGAGAAGAAAGUCAAAGAGUCUUCAGUGUCUGAUUUAGGAAACAAAUGA